AUGGAAGUGCCUGCGCUUCCAAACGAACUCAUUUUGCACAUUAUCAGAUGCCUUAUUCCAUCUCCACCUCCCGUGGCGUUCGCUGCCCCGCAUCCGGUGACAAAAACCUUGCUCAACCUCACGCUGGUGUCACGUCUUACAUCAGGCACUGCAAAAGGUCUUCUCUUGAAGCACUGCCUAUAUAUAGAGUCCAGUGAUCGCUUAGCAAAGCUCGUCCAUCUCAGAGAACGGUCACUAGUCGAUCUCACAACCGCAGCACCCAAGGGACUUUUCCUAAGUCCCUUCCCCCAAGAGAAUCUCGAUUUUCCCAGCAUUGCACAGAAUGUCAGCCUGCUGCUGUCCGACAUUAAGAGAACACUCACCCGCCUCGUUAUCAACCUGCCACUGCGUUACCUCCGGCCGGAAUAUGAUGAACAUCUCGUACGUCCGGUGCUUCGGGAAGCGUUUUCCGGCUUGACUGCCCUGGAAGAAUUCUGCUCCAUGCAAGAUGAGCUCUAUCUGGACACGGAUGAACACCACCUACAACCCGCGGUAUGGCCCGCGUGGCCACAAUUGCGGCGCCUUGCCCUGUACAAUGCUUGCGUCGAUGAUGCUACGUUCGUGGCAGGUAUCAAACGCUGUUCCAACCUGACCCAUCUGGUCCUUCCGCGUGCAGAUGGGAUAUUCUACCAAGUCCCAAAUGACCCCGCUGGAUUUGGAGCCUUGGCAAAACUCAAGCGCGUUGUUGUCAUCAAUACUAAGCGAGGCUUUAGUCAUGAUCUGAGCUUCGUCGAGGACGAUCAUGCUGCGGCAAAAGAUACCCUUUUGGGGAGAUUAAGGGGUGCUUGGUUGAGUCAUAAUGUUGGUCAGGCUUCUGUACAGAUGUCUGAGUCUGACCACUUUUGUGUGGCGGUUGAAGUACCUAUCCCGCCUAAUCUGGAGCAGGAAGGUGACAGCGAUAUCUCAUUAUGCCAGGAGUGGGUUGGUAACCGUGCUGUGGAUGGAACAUUGUGGGAUGUGACAGGCAACCCUUUCCUCGACUGGCCGAGGUCUUGA
Messenger RNA from Histoplasma capsulatum G186AR, 1035 nucleotides. RefSeq lists its product as uncharacterized. The coding region runs from base 1 to 1035 and encodes 344 amino acids. The record is from RefSeq and is a predicted model, not a curated record. Lineage: Eukaryota; Fungi; Ascomycota; Eurotiomycetes; Onygenales; Ajellomycetaceae. The transcript has a single exon.